UUUUAAGCUGUCUCGCGCAAGUUCCUCUGGGAAGAUGGCGGGCAAAACUGAUUAAGCUUGUGCGUGACGAUAAAUAUGAGUUUUGCGCCGAUAACUGUGAAACGUUACAGCGCCAGUAGUUUAGUUGUGAAAGAAGCUCGGCGCGGAGAUAAAGCGCCGUGUUGAAGGGCGAUCAUGUCGGCCGAGGUCCUCAGACCCGGGCCUGUGGCUGGCGCAGGCAGUAAACUCGGUGAGCUUAUUGGGAAACUCCAUGAGUACCUGGAAAGUGCAACAGAAGGCAAGGAUGAACCUACUUUACCCGGACAUUGGAAUGGAACUGUGGCCAAAGAGUACCUGGAGAUGAAAGCCAAAGCCCAUGCUGCUGAGGAGGCCCACGGCUCCUCGACAGCAGGACUGUCAUACUUAGGUCGUUCAAGAAGGAAACCGACUGUUGUCACAAAACACAGUGGGAUGAAUGAGUCCGAUGCUUCGUCUGAGAGUGGAGCAGAGGAUUUGAUAUCUGUUCACUCCAAUGACCAUGACACCAAUUUCCUUCCCAAAGGAACGGUGUUUGUGCUGCCGGAGCCUGUGGGAAAUGAAGGCCGCGAUGAUUUUCGCGGCCCGGAAUUUCGCAGCAGACGAGUUCAAAAGCAGCGUCCUGACAGUCGGAAAGGAUACGAGAAUGAGAGGGUAAACUGCUCUGCGUGUGGUCAGCAGGUGAAUCCUUACCAGCGUGACUCAGUCUAUAGGCACCCUAUGCUUAGCGUGCUGAUCUGCAAGAGUUGUUUUAAGUAUUAUAUGAGUGACGACAUCAGCAAGGAUUCGGAGGGGAUGGACGAGCAAUGCAGGUGGUGUGCAGAAGGAGGCAGUCUGAUUGGCUGCGAUUACUGCAGCAAUGCCUUCUGUAAGAAAUGUGUGCUGCGUAACCUGGGGAGGAAGGAGCUGUCCAGCAUCCUAGAAGAAGAAAGGAAAUGGUACUGUUAUGUGUGCAGUCCUGAGCCAUUGGUGGAACUGGUGUUGGCCUGCGACUCGGUUCUGGACAACUUAGAACAGGCUCAAAAACCAAGCUCAGUUCGAGGAAAAGCAAAGGGUGAUCGCGGAGCACCCUUUAUGAUGAAGCUGGGAGGAGGCCCGGUGCCCUCUGCAGGCCUUUACCAACGAAUGCAACGGUUUGUAGAAGUUACUUCAUCUCUGAACCACUCUUUCAAGGCAAUCGUUCCAAGUGGAGCAGGGGAGGAAGAAAGGAGAAUUGGGCAGCUAAGGAUGUUUCGUGCUGUCUUGGAUGAUCUACAAGUAGCCAACAUUGCAUUACAGGAUGCCCUGGACCAUGAGCUGACCGGUGCUGUAGAAACUAAUAAGCCAAAAGGGAAGGCAAAACGGAGAAAGUCAAUGCCGUCACAGAACUCUGCUCUCACUAAAGAGCUAGUGCUAAAACUCACUCCUGUACCAGUCUGCACAGGAGCUAUCAGCUCCACCUCUCAAUCCAUCCCACCAUCACCUGAAAGACAGAAGACAGAGAGCAGCAUAACAGAUGGAGAACUGGAGAAAUGUGGGGCAGAGGUGGAGGACAAUAGGGUGGAGAUCGAGGUAAUGAUUGAGGAAGAAGUGGUGGAGACUUACUGUGGUAAUGAUGCUGAAGAGGGCGACAAUGAGUGCGACAAUGAGUGCGACAAUGAAUUCGACAGUGAGGGCGACAGUGAAGGCGACAGUGAAGGAGAAAAGACUGACACAAAAAGUUUGUCAUUAGCAGAGGACAAUAAACGUUCCCCACGUGUGAAAACCACACCGCGCCGUCGGCGCACCACUGCGAGCCCAGCGGCUGAGCAUGCUGGUCUAGCCGAAGAUGAUUCGGAUGAGGUGCCUGAAGUGCUUCUUCAGACCGCGGCUGCUAUGGGGAACAGUGAGGAGGAGGGUCCGGUGGGUAACAGCGGGGACGGGGAUGAGGGAAACCAACAAGUCAGGAAGCAGCGGCUCUUUGGGCUGGUGAAAACCACGCCUCCGGACAGAAGCUCUCGUAAGCGAAACCUCAAAGAUAGAUCAUCGUCGUCGUCGUCUUCAUCCUCUUCCGCAUCUUCGAGGAGGGGCUCUCAGGACCAGGGGUCAGCGGCCAGAAUGACCAGGGGAAGAGCUCGCAAAGUCGCCAGGAUGACAGAACAAGGUGGGAGUUCUUCAAGUGAAGUUGGGGGACAGGAAUUGGAGAGCGGGCAAAGCAGUGACUCGGAUGAUCAGAGGAUCAAACCGCUGACAGAGGGCGUCACGUUGCUUGGCUCUGGAAAUUUUCAACAGUCUUCCGGUGAUGAGAUGGACAUCCAGCCGGCUCCUUCAUUGUCUGUGGACGAUGAUGAUUUAGAAAAUAGAAUUGCAAAAAAGAUCCUGCUGGCUCAAAUCAGAGCUAAUCUCUCCUCAUCUUCUGAGCUGGACAGCAACUCUGAUGAACAGUCAGAGAGCGAGAAAGGAGAGCAAAAGAGUACGAGAGGGACGCCUGAGACCACGGCUGAUGAAGAAUACAAUAGCUCAGAUUCCAGUGGUUCACAGUCAGGGUCGAGGCAUCGACACAAACUGCUACGACAUGGUCUUAACAUACCAGAGGCAGAAGCACAAGGACAUAAGCAAGGGGAAAAGAACACCAACAAAAGAGAAAGACAAAAUCAAGAUCCAUUUAUUGUGAGCACAGAUGAAUCAAGCGACUCUGCCCUAAGUGAGGAACUCAGUGAGUCAGAGAAUGAGGAAACAGGGUUACAAACCCCCACUCAUAGUGAGAGUCCGACAAACCGUCCUGAUGAGCCCACCACUCCUGAUAAUGAUCUUUCAAUAGUCACUGAGGAAUGUUUGAGGAGCACCCCUCAUGGUAGGAGGCAGAUCAGGCGACUUCUGGAGGUGGAUCAGCUGGCACAGGAGACCCAGAGCGCUCUGAAGGAAGAAGAGGAGCGCAGAAGAAGGUUAGCAGAGAGAGAAAAACAAAGGCUGGAAAACGAGAGGAGAGAACGAGAAGAAGCGGACUCUGAGGUCAUUCUCGUAUCUGAGAAACCAGCUCAUAGCUUUACCCCGUUGGUUUUAGAGCAAGAUGAUAUAACGCACAAGCCUGCGGUGGAGGUUCAAAUGCACUUCCUGAGAAAACUCAAGCCACAUCAGCGAGAUGGUGUGCGGUUUUUGUGGGACUCGUGUUGUGAGUCUGUUCAGACUGUGAAGUCAUCUCCGGGUUCUGGCUGUAUCCUGGCGCACUGCAUGGGACUGGGCAAGACCUUACAGGUUAUUGUGUUCCUUCACACAGUGUUGUCUUGUAAACGGUUGCCUCUGAGGAGGGCUUUGGUAGUGUGUCCUCUCAACACGGUGCUGAACUGGAGGAGCGAGUUUGACAAAUGGCAGAGGGGCUUGAGACCCCACACUUUGAGGGUAACAGAGCUGGCCACAGUAAAGUCUUUGGCUGUCCGUCUUGAGCUGUUGAACGACUGGUUUCACAAUGGUGGCGUGAUGAUCAUUGGGUACGAAGCUUUCCGGAAUCUCACAUACAAUACUGUGAAAUACAGCAAACAUAGAGAGGCCAUCCACUCUUUGCUGCUGAACCCUGGUCCUGAUUUGGUGGUGUGUGAUGAAGGUCAUAUCCUUAGGAAUGCAGAAUCCAGCAUCUCAAAAGCCAUGCGUGCUAUCCGCACGCGUAGACGAAUCAUAUUGACUGGCACACCGCUUCAGAACAACCUGUCUGAAUAUCACUGUAUGGUAAACUUCAUUAAAGAGAACCUGCUGGGUUCUCUAAGUGAAUUCCGGAACCGUUUCAUUAAUCCAAUCCAGAAUGGCCAGUGUGCAGACUCCACCCCUGCUGAUGUCAGAGUCAUGAAGAACCGGUCACAUGUCCUCCAUGAGCUGCUGUCAGGAUUUAUACAGAGGCGAGACUACUUUGUUUUAAAGUCCUGUCUGCCGCCCAAGUGCGAGUAUGUGCUGUCAGUCAGGAUGACACCUUUGCAGUGUCAGUUAUACGCACACUAUCUGCAGAAAUACACAGGCAAAGGAGAAGGUGUGAACCGUUUGUUUCAGGACCUUCAUAUUCUGAGUUUGAUAUGGACCCAUCCCUGGUGUCUUAAACUUGCUCAUCUGAACAAGAAUAAGAGGAAAGAGGAAGAGCCGUCUACAGACUUCAUGGCACUGGGUGCGAGUGUAGGGAAACAUUCUGGAGAAUCGAAUGGUUCUCAAAGUAAAGAGGCAAAGACUACAGAUACAGAGGGGGAGGCAAUAAAUAAGGCUGAAAAAGAGAGAGAUACUGAUUCAGUCAGUCCGCCAGAUGUCACCAACUCAUCCACAAUGGAAACUCCAGGGUUGAGUGCUGUAAACGGGCCAUGUGCCGAAUGGUAUCUGCCAUUUCUAAAAGAAUCCGAUGCAAAAGUCCUUGAGCAUUCUGGAAAAUUACAGUUGCUACUGGAGAUUUUACACUGGGCAGAGGAACUGGAGGACAAAGUGCUGGUUUUUAGUCAGUCUCUAAUCUGUCUGGAUCUCAUUGAGAAUUUCCUGAAAUAUGCCAGUGAGACCAACGGGAAAGAAGAGUGCCCAUACAAAGGAAAGAAAUCAUGGGUGAAAAAUAAAGAUUAUUAUCGUUUGGAUGGGACAACCAGCGCCUGUGCUCGCAAGAGAUGGGCUCAAGAGUUCAACAACCGGAAAAACCCAAAAGGGAGAUUGUUUCUGAUCUCCACUCGUGCUGGAUCUCUGGGGAUCAAUUUGGUGGCUGCAAACAGGGUUGUGGUGUUUGAUGCUUGCUGGAAUCCAUCAUAUGAUAUCCAGAGCAUCUUCAGAGUCUAUCGCUUUGGACAAAACAAACCUGUAUCGGUUUACCGUUUUCUGGCCCAGGGAACCAUGGAACAGAAAAUUUAUGAGCGGCAGGUUGCUAAGCAGUCUUUGUCCUCCCGUGUUCUGGACCACCAGCAGAUUCAGAGACACUUCACACACAGCGAGCUGAAUGAGCUCUACCGCUUUCAGCCAGACCUACAACCCAGCAAACACACACAAGCACCUUUGGAUGAGGUGUUGGUACUGCUUCUGCAGAGUUGUGGGCAUCUCAUAGUGAGUUAUCAUCAGCAUGACUCAUUGUUGGACCACCGGGAGGAAGAGGAGCUCAGUGAGGAAGAGCGCAGGGUAGCCUGGGAUGAAUACCGUGCAGAGAAGAGGGCAUCUGUAGAGAUCUCCAAUGUACCUCCUCUAAUGCAGCUCAGCAAGAAGGCCAACCAGGAGUUAAAGCAAAUGCAUUAUCAUCAGAACAUGCUGGCUGUUCAAAACUUUACCAGUACAACAACACUUCCAGUCAAACAAGGCAGUACUCCACCCUUCGCUGCUCGGCGUCCUCGUGACCUUGCCACCUUCCGACCGGUGGAACCUGGAGCAGUUUACCCUGGGUUAAAAACAAAUGCGAGACCUGAUUCCUCACUAUCACAAAACUGAAAAAGACAGUGUAGGGAUUAGUUUGUGUUGGCCUUAAGAAAAAAAGCUAAUUUGUGUUUGAACAAAUGAGUGUAGUGUCAAAGCACUGAAAGAUCUCUGAAGAUCGUCAGUCCUGCCUUACGGACACAAAUUUUCAGCUAUUUAAAUGAGGAUGUGUUAGAAUUCUUCUGACUGUCUAUACCUCAGAACUAAUAAUAAUGUGUUUAACUCUAAAAGACAAGCCUUUUUUAUAGAAACAUUAAGGUUCACUGACCUGUGUACAGAAACACUGUUGUCUUUACUAAAAUGCAUUGUCGAUUUUUGAAAGCA
This is a messenger RNA of Triplophysa rosa, 5712 nucleotides long. Its product is annotated as transcriptional regulator ATRX-like. Gene Ontology annotation, cellular component: nucleus. The record is from RefSeq and is a predicted model, not a curated record. Gene Ontology annotation, molecular function: ATP-dependent chromatin remodeler activity; ATP binding; ATP hydrolysis activity. Bases 175 to 5403 code for a protein of 1742 amino acids. NCBI's taxonomy places the organism in Eukaryota, Metazoa, Chordata, Actinopteri, Cypriniformes, Nemacheilidae. The transcript has 34 exons.